This is a messenger RNA of Hibiscus syriacus, 1485 nucleotides long. Its product is annotated as DEAD-box ATP-dependent RNA helicase 58, chloroplastic. The transcript has 10 exons. The coding region runs from base 43 to 1434 and encodes 463 amino acids. The record is from RefSeq and is a predicted model, not a curated record. NCBI's taxonomy places the organism in Eukaryota, Viridiplantae, Streptophyta, Magnoliopsida, Malvales, Malvaceae. Gene Ontology annotation, molecular function: RNA helicase activity; RNA binding; ATP binding.
UGAUGAUAUCCAGAUUGAAGAAAACCGAAAAGGGAAACGAAAAUGGCUUCUUCAAAUUCAGCUACGCAUCUUCUCUCUAUACCCAAAACGGUACCGUACUCAAAACCUAGUGCUUACCGUUUCCUUCAACCACGAAGGCCGUCCCCCAAUCUCCGUUGCUCGUCGGAAAAAUUCUCAAAUAAACCUCUCUUCUGCUCACCAAAUUCUUCAACUCUUCGUGAAAUCUGCCAGAACCACGUGCCGGACCAUGUGCUACGCAGACUGGAAGAGGUUGGCUAUUUAAUGCCAACAGAUGUACAGAUGGAAGCUUUGCCUGUUCUCUUCUCUGGAAAUGAUUGCAUUCUUCAUGCUCAGACAGGUUCCGGGAAGACGCUGACUUAUUUAUUGUUAAUAUAUUCUCUAAUAAAUCCUAAAAGAUCAGCUGUUCAAGCUCUAAUUGUGGUUCCCACCAGGGAACUUGGCAUGCAAGUUACAAAAGUCGCUCGGUUGUUGGCUGCUGCAAGGCAUAUGGAUCCCGUACUGGACCACAAGUCAUAUACUGUUAUGGCGCUCUUAGAUGGAGGAAUGUUGAGGAGACAUAAGAGUUGGCUCAAGGCAGAACCACCUACUAUUGUGGUAGCAACAAUUAGAAGUUUGAGCCAGAUGCUUGAAAAGCAGAUAUUUAAGCUUGAUUCUAUGCGAGUAUUGGUGGUUGAUGAGGUUGAUUUUUUAUUCAAUUCUUCCAAACAAGUUAGUUCUCUUCGGAUGCUUUUAACGUCAUAUUCUUCGUGCAACAACCGUCAAACUGUUUUUGCCAGUGCAUCCAUCCCUCAGCAUAGACGAUUUAUACAUGACUGCAUUCAGCAGAAGUGGACAAAGGGGGACGUUGCUCAUGUCCAUGUCAAUCCAAUUAAGCCAAUGCCAUCAUGCCUACAUCAUAGAUUUGUGAUAUGUGGUAGAAAAGAGAAACACCAACUAUUGAUAUCUUUAUUACAAUCUGAUCUGCCCAAGUCUGGUAUUAUUUUUGUUGGUGAGCAGUCUGAGAAGGCAAAAAAAGCCGGGAAAGCUCCCUCAACAUCUCUUUUAAUUGAUUUUUUGAGGACAUCAUAUGAAGGUUCUUUACAGAUCCUUCUUUUGGAGGAGGACAUGAAUUUUAAUUCACGAGCAGCUUCACUCUCAGAUGUGAGAGAAGGAGAAGGGUAUCUCCUUGUGUGUACAGAUAUUGCAGCAAGGGGGAUUGAUCUGCCAGAAACAACUCACAUAUACAACUUUGACCUGCCAAAAACUGCUGUUGAUUAUUUACAUCGGGCUGGAAGAACAGGUAGAAUGCCAUUUUCAGAUAAAAAAUACACUGUUACCAAUAUUAUUUUGUCAGAGGAGCGUUUUGUUUUACAAAGAUUUGAGAACGAAUUGAUCUUUAACUGUGAAGAGCUUACUUUGGAGAUUCCAUGUUAAAAGUUUGAUUUUAUACAAUUUAUGUGCCUAUUCCAUUGAUGUACAUUUUGG